AAUUUUGACAUUUCCAUUUAUUUUUUCACUCUCUCUCUCUCCUCUACCCUUUAAAACUCUGCAAAAGAAAGAAUCACCUGCAACAUUAAAAAAGAGACGAGAAAUAAAAAAAUAAAAAAAGUUGGGUUUUGUUGCUCUACAACAUUUCUUUUUCCUUUUAAAAAUAUCACAAUUUAAUUUUAUUUUUUAUCCGCCAUUGAAGAACUUAAGAAGAAGACGACUAUUUUCUCUAUUAAUCGAUUUCAAUCAUCUGAUCAAUGAACAUCACUGUUUAAUUUCCAAAAAGUAGAAUCGAAGGAAAUUGAACAAGUUUCUUAGUGAAAAUUCUGGAAUUUGAGAAACAAUAAAGUUAAGUUAUUUGUUUUUCUGCGAUCAUGGCGGUGGCUGAAAACGGUGUCGCAUCGAGUGAAAACCACUUCGAAACGACUGAUCUUGAACGAUCAAACGACAACAGUCACAUCAACAACAACAAUGAGAAGAGUGAGAACAUCAACAACAACAAUGAGAAGAGUGAGAAAAGCAACAGCUUAAAGUCUCAGUCUUUACAGAAAAACGACGUCGUUUUUGUUGCUGAACAUCAAAAUGGAGACGACAACGACAACGACAACAACAAGAACAACAACAGUGUUGAAGAUUUGCAGGAGAAGAAGAUGAACAAUGGAAAUUACAAUAAUAACCAUGUUGUUUUAACUGAUUCCAACAGUGAAAAUGGUGGUACAGAUGAAGAUGAUGAUCAAAACAGUAAAAAAGACAAUAAUCAUCUUCAUCUAACAAAUGGAGAAGGGUUAAAGAAGGAAAUUAGGGAUUUACAGGAGAUGUUAUCGAAAUUAAACCCUAUGGCAAAAGAAUUCGUGCCUCCUUCAUUGUCGAAUUUCCAAAAUGUCAAUACUAAUAACAAUAAUAAUUUUGGUUAUGCAAACAAUUACAUGAAUCAACCUAAUGCUGGUGGUGGAAAUGCCAAUGGAUUCACUGGUAGAAGGAGAAGAAAUGGUUAUGGGCAAGGAAAGAGGAGGAUGAAUAACCGCACUAGUAUGGCUCAGAGGGAAGAUGUUAUUAGGAGGACGGUGUAUGUUUCGGAUAUUGAUCAACAGGUUACUGAAGAGCAACUUGCAAUGCUUUUCAUCAAUUGCGGGCAGGUUGUUGAUUGUCGUGUUUGUGGUGAUCCAAACUCAAUACUUCGCUUUGCUUUUGUAGAAUUUACUGAUGAAGAGGGUGCUAAGGCUGCUUUAAGCCUUUCGGGUACAAUGCUUGGAUAUUAUCCUGUCAGAGUGCUGCCUUCUAAGACUGCCAUUGCUCCCGUUAAUCCUACUUUCUUGCCCAGGUCUGAAGAUGAAAGGGAGAUGUGUGCAAGAACUGUUUAUUGUACCAAUAUUGAUAAGAGGGUUACGCAAUCUGAUAUCAAACUGUUCUUUGAAACAUUUUGUGGAGAGAUAAGUACUAUCCAGGUUCAACGCCUGAGGUUGCUCGGAGAUUAUCAUCAUUCAACUCGCAUUGCUUUUGUGGAGUUUGUCAUGGCUGAGAGCGCAAUUGUGGCCCUGAGCUGCAGUGGUGUAGUGCUGGGAUCGCUGCCUAUCAGGGUGAGCCCAUCAAAGACUCCUGUUCGCCCUCGACCUCCUCGCUCGCCAUUGCACUGAGAGGCCACUGGUUUCUCCAGGCCAAGUUGCUAUCAAUCAUUAUCUCCACAUAUAUAUACAUAUAUAUAGAUACACAGAAUAGUAUGAAGGUACUUGUGGCGUCGUUAGUUUUGUCCGUUGUUAUCUUGGGCCCAGUAUCCUGCUUUUACGUUAUAGGGAGGUAUUUUAAGUUCUUUGAAGGCUUUGUUCAUUUGAACAUGUAGAGAGUUUGGAGGCAAUUUCCGAGGCUCUUUUCUAGUUCUGAGUUAAUUUAUGUUGCACUGCACAGCACGGCUGAACUCCGCCGGAGAUUUGUCUGCAUGGACUGAGUUGCCCUUGCAGAUGUUCUCCGACUUAAACCCACAGAAAGUUUAUGGGUUCAUCUCUUUGGUUUUUCGUUUAAUGGUCCAUUCUGUUGUUCUUUUUUGAAUAUUGACUCAGUUCAGUCUACGUUUGUAGACUCAGUAAUUUAUCCACUGCCCCUGAAUAUACGUA
Beta vulgaris subsp. vulgaris (sugar beet) is the source of this 2108-nucleotide messenger RNA. Its product is annotated as polyadenylate-binding protein-interacting protein 11. Gene Ontology annotation, molecular function: RNA binding. The transcript is spliced from 11 exons. Lineage: Eukaryota; Viridiplantae; Streptophyta; Magnoliopsida; Caryophyllales; Amaranthaceae. The coding region runs from base 375 to 1634 and encodes 419 amino acids. The record is from RefSeq and is a predicted model, not a curated record.